Molecule: messenger RNA, 4516 nt
Organism: Sus scrofa (pig)
Lineage: Eukaryota; Metazoa; Chordata; Mammalia; Artiodactyla; Suidae
Gene: KLHL29
Product: kelch like family member 29
Molecular function (GO): protein binding
Source: RefSeq, a predicted model, not a curated record
CCCGCCUGCUUCCUGCCGGGAGGAGCUAGGCCUCCCAGUGAAGAUGCUCCCUGCUUCCCAGCCCUGGAGUUGGGACCUAAGCUGACUUCCCAGGGGCCCUGGUCCCACCUUCCCACAUCCUCUGUGGCGUGGGAUGUCUGGGUGUCCGAGGCUGGUGUGGGGGCAGGAUGGGGCCUGGUGGUGGCACUUUGGAGAGCCGUCUUCUCAUGUGUCACAUGGUGGCCCUGGGCCUGGGCUGAGUAUGCAUGCGGUGCUCAACACAUACCCAUGGAUGUUGUUGCAGUUUAUUAAGGACCCAAGGACUGGGGCGAUGCAUUUCACCCAGCACAGAGUGCUCUUUCCUUUCCGAUAGCUCAGGUGGCAUGGGUGGCCAAGGAGGCACCGGUUGGGUAAUGUGUUCCUAGAGGUGGGAGCUUCACAGCGGCCAUGGCUGCAGCCAUGAGAAUGCCCUGAAAUUUCCCUGUGGGGCUGGGUGGGGGCCAGUCUCUGCCUCUGGUCCCGAGGCUCAGGCAGCAGGAGUACUUACUGCUGGGGGUGGGUGCCAGGUCAGGACCCUUGCCAGCAGUGCUCAGCCUCCUGCUCUGCUUCUCCCCAGGCCCCCGGCAUCUCCAAAGCAGACAAUCAGUCCCAGGGACUCACGACCAGCAUCCGGUGGGGACAGACGCCCAUCAAUCAGUCCACACCUUGGGACACCGACGAGCCACCCUCCAAGCAGAUGAGGGAGAGCGACAAUCCAGGCACAGGGCCAUGGGGGACCACCGUGGCCGCCGGGAGCCAGCCUGCCCUGAUCGCACACUCCUAUGGAGUGGCCCAGCCGCCCACCUUCAGCCCGGCUGUCAACGUCCAGGCCCCGGUCAUUGGGGUGACCCCCUCACUGCCUCCCCACGUGGGGCCCCAGCUCCCGCUGAUGCCAGGCCACUACUCGCUCCCACAGCCGCCCUCUCAGCCACUGAGCAGCGUGGUGGUCAACAUGCCUGCCCAGGCCCUGUAUGCCAGCCCGCAGCCCCUGGCUGUCUCCACACUGCCCGGUGUAGGGCAGGUGGCCCGCCCCGGACCCACCGCCGUGGGCAACGGCCACAUGGCAGGGCCCCUGCUGCCUCCACCACCGCCGGCCCAGCCGUCUGCCACCCUCCCCAGCGGUGCCCCGGCCACCAACGGGCCCCCCACGUCAGACUCGGCCCACGGGCUACAGAUGCUACGGACCAUUGGCGUGGGGAAGUAUGAGUUCACCGACCCCGGGCACCCCAAGGAAAUGUUGAAGGAAUUGAACCAGCAGCGCAGAGCGAAAGCGUUUACAGACCUGAAAAUUGUUGUUGAAGGCAGAGAGUUUGAAGUCCACCAAAAUGUUCUAGCUUCCUGCAGCUUGUAUUUCAAGGACCUGAUUCAAAGGUCGGUGCAAGACGGCAGCCAGUGUGGCCGGGAGAAGCUGGAGCUCGUCCUGUCCAACCUGCAGGCCGACGUCCUCGAGCUGCUGCUGGAGUUUGUCUACACGGGCUCGCUGGUCAUCGACUCGGCCAACGCCAAGACUCUGCUGGAGGCGGCCAGCAAGUUCCAGUUCCACACCUUCUGCAAAGUCUGCGUGUCCUUUCUCGAGAAGCAGCUGACGGCCAGCAACUGCCUGGGGGUGCUGGCCAUGGCCGAGGCCAUGCAGUGCAGCGAGCUCUACCACAUGGCCAAGGCCUUCGCACUGCAGAUCUUCCCCGAGGUGGCGGCCCAGGAGGAGAUUCUCAGCAUCUCCAAGGAUGACUUCAUCGCCUACAUCUCCAACGACAGCCUCAACACCAAGGCCGAGGAGCUAGUGUAUGAGACCGUCAUCAAGUGGAUCAAGAAGGAUCCUGGGUCCCGUGCGCAGUAUGCGGCGGAGCUCCUGGCCGUGGUCCGCCUCCCCUUCAUCCACCCCAGCUACCUGCUCAACGUGGUUGACAACGAGGAGCUGAUCAAGUCGUCGGAAGCGUGUCGGGACCUGGUCAAUGAGGCCAAACGCUACCACAUGCUGCCCCACGCCCGCCAGGAGAUGCAGACGCCCCGAACGAGGCCACGCCUCUCAGCAGGUGUGGCCGAGGUCAUCGUCUUGGUUGGGGGCCGUCAGAUGGUGGGGAUGACCCAGCGCUCGCUGGUGGCCGUCACCUGCUGGAACCCGCAGAACAACAAGUGGUACCCCCUCGCCUCCCUGCCUUUCUACGACCGCGAGUUCUUCAGCGUAGUGAGUGCCGGCGACAACAUCUACCUCUCAGGUGGGAUGGAAUCAGGGGUGACGCUGGCCGAUGUCUGGUGCUACAUGUCCCUGCUCGAUAACUGGAACCUCGUCUCCAGAAUGACGGUCCCCCGCUGUCGGCACAAUAGCCUUGUCUACGAUGGGAAGAUUUACACCCUCGGGGGACUGGGCGUGGCGGGCAACGUGGACCACGUGGAGAGGUACGACACCAUCACCAACCAGUGGGAGGCGGUGGCCCCUCUGCCCAAGGCAGUGCACUCCGCUGCAGCCACGGUGUGUGGCGGCAAGAUCUACGUGUUCGGGGGAGUGAAUGAGGCGGGCCGGGCCGCAGGCGUCCUCCAGUCUUAUGUGCCACAGACCAACACCUGGAGCUUCAUCGAGUCCCCGAUGAUUGACAACAAGUACGCUCCUGCCGUCACCCUCAACGGCUUCGUUUUCAUCCUGGGCGGGGCUUAUGCCAGAGCCACCACCAUCUACGACCCUGACAAAGGGAACAUUAAGGCAGGCCCCAACAUGAACCACUCUCGCCAGUUCUGCAGCGCUGUGGUGCUGGACGGCAAGAUCUACGCCACCGGAGGCAUCGUGAGCAGCGAGGGGCCCGCCCUGGGCAACAUGGAAGCCUACGAGCCUGCCACCAACACGUGGACCCUCCUCCCCACAUGCCCUGCCCCGUGUUCAGACACGGCUGCGUGGUGAUAAAGAAAUACAUUCAAAGCGGCUGACGGCGGCGGCAGGAAGCCCAUGAUGAGACUGUGGACCCGUCUGGUGAGGCAAAUGCUGCUCACAGAGAUCAAUUUCAGCAGCACCGACCGACGAGGGGCUGACCGACACCGUCGAGGAACUCACUGCGCUAAACAUUUUGAAUCCACUCUCCCCUGAAUGUAGGAGAAUCAUCCUCGCCUUUGGGGGAAGUGAGGGAGACGCCUCCAAGCAGCGGGAACCAGGACCAUCCCAGCAAGCGGGCGAGCCAGGCAGGCCGGCUGGGCCUGGGGCUCCUGCAGAGGCACUUGCUCUGAGUGGAGGCGCUCACUCUGCCCAGUGCAAUAGAGUUUCACAUAUUUUUCAACUGGGAGAGAGAAGCUGUUUUUUUCCUUCCUGCAGAGCAAGCUUGAUCCCCAGCCAACCAUAGAUCAGUUAUCCUAUGACAAUAUUAGGCAUCAGGCUCUCUUGGAUUAAGAUCAAAGUGUCCUUAUCACUUUGAUUCCUACUUUUGUUUUUAACCAACCUACACUUUCAAUGGCCGAGGGAAAACAGGGGACACUACUACGGGGCACAGGGCCUGGGAGGCUGCUGGUCCCCACUGGGUCGAAGACAAGUCCAGCCACCGUGUGGAGCCAGAAGUGACUGGAGCAGCGGUGCGGGGACGGGGUGGGGGGCGGCCGCGGGGACAGCUGGGGGGAGCCGUCUGUCCCUUUGCAGGGUUUUCCACCAUGUAUUUGCCGGAGGAGGUCAAGGUGAUUGUGCUAGCUUUCUCUUAUCCGAUAUGAAUUAUUUAGAUUUUCAAGGCAUUUUCUUGAUAAACAAAAGGCUAUUUUUAAGUACCGAGAGGAGGCGGCGGCCGCAAGAGGGUUAGUGCGGGAAUUCCCAAAGCUCUUUGUUGGUAGUGCCAGAGUGGGGCAUUUGCCCUCGUUUUUCUAUGUGCAGAAUAGAGGCUCUCUCCUGGGGUGGGGUGGGGGGGGUGAACGCCCCCGUUUUAUUUUUCGAAAAAGUAACUCCCAGACAGCCCCCUAAAAGCUGUGCCUCGUGGAGGCCGUGUCAGAGAAAGAUGACUCUGUUCCAGAAGGAAACCAGCUCUGGCUCCUGGCCACCGGGCAGCUCCCUCCAUGAGGUAAAGCUGAGGACCCAGGCCGGGCUGGAAGGGAAGGAGGGAGAAUACACGUCCCCAAAGCACAGGAGACUAUUUUUGAUAUUUAUAGCUAUAUAUUCAGGCACCUGCCGCAAGAGCUCUCAGGAUGGGGACAGCCUUCUUAGAUGAGCCAUGACAGCCAAGGCCUGGGGGGUAAGGACAGCAUCACGCCUCCAGUGGCGUAUUAACCCCAGAGAAGGGGAGGCAGGAGGGAGGUAGACACCGUGGCUCAGAGAGAAAGGCCUUCCCGCUAGUCCUCAGACCCUCAAACCUCACGCGGUGACCAGUUUCCAUUCCGGGGCCCGAGGAACGCGGCCGCCGCUGCUGCGCUGUUUAGUUGAAGUUGGUACCAAAUACGCAUUGACCAUUUUUCUAUCUGGGAAGUCAACUUGCCGCCAUGACAUGAUUAAAAGAAAAAAAAAAAAAAAAGAAAGAAAACACCAUUUGUAAGGAGA